GCGUGAGGGUGAUGGUUUCGUUGGGAGGGGGGGUUUCCCCAAAAAUAGAUUUUUUUAAGUGAAGUCACAGGACAUAAUAGUGGAUUCUUUCUUGUUGUAACUCUGGGUGUCGCUGCAAAUAUUUAUUUAUUUUUUUACAAACAAUGUUUCCCGUCCCGUAGCUUCUUAAGCAUAUAAGCUAAAGAAGUGAGCCGCGGGAAAGUUUGUUUUCCUGCUGGCCGGAUGGCAAAUAUGUCGCGGGUGGUAGCCAGCUAGGUUAGCACCCCUGUUAAAAGCAGGACAAACGCGCAGUUUGUAAGAUCAUACAUACUAGAUAAACCGAGACCGGUUUAAAGAAUUCACUGUGUUCUGCUCACUUCGGGGAGUCGUCGCUGUAAGUAACUCCAGAUACGCGAACCGUUUUAAGAGUAUCUCUAUCAAAGAUGUCCAAGUUGGAGACCGAGUUGAUGGAGGUAAAAAGUUCCUCAGAUGGUGAGGCUGAGGUAGUAGCACACGAAGCCGUGGCAUCCGUUGUCGCCCCUGGCGACGCGGGUCCCUUCGCAGUGCCGCUGAAGCCGGCGGUGCGGCCCCUGCUGCUGUCGCCGCAUCUCUUUAACGGGAACGGCGAGUACGUGUGCAGCGUGUGCGGCGAGUCGUUCUUCUCCCUGGCCCAGCUGGCCAAACACGUGCAGUUCCAUGACCGCGACCGGCCGUUCCCGUGCGCCGUCUGCGGCAAGCGCUUCCUGAGUCGCAGCCACCACACGGAGCACCAGCGCGUGCACACGGGCGAGCGCCCGUUCCCGUGCAACCGCUGUGAGCGCGCCUUCACCACGCACCACAACCUGAAGCGCCACCAGCUCAUCCACGACAAGGAAGAGAUGUACCGCUGCAGUGUCUGCGGCGUGCUCUUCUGCCAGGAGCACCAGCUGGGCAACAUCGGCGGCAUCAUCCGCGUCCUGCGGCAGCACGACGUGGAGCCGCUGAUAGACCCUCAUAUGCUCCUGCGGCUGCAGCUGCUUCCCGAGACCAAGCCCGCGGUGGAGGCCACGCCGGCACGGCAGACGACGCCCAGGAAAAUGAGAAAAAAGAAGCACAAGCGCGAACCCCACCACCCGGACAGUGACCUUUACUCUGCUAGGAGUGACAGACACGGCCAUUCGGGAGUCCCUGAGGUUCACGAGAGCAGAGAGGUGGAUGUACAUGAAGUGACGCACAGACCAGCCCCAAAGAUCCAGAAGAUUGCUUACGAUAUUGAGGUCAUCUUGUAAGUCCGUGAUUAUGAAUAUGCAAUAUAUCUGGAACCUAUUGACUAUUGUAUCUAGCGGGAAUAUCCAGAUACAGAGACUCGCGUCUGCUAGGCUGCCAAAGCCAGUGACAUUCUUCACUGAUUGCAUAUCCCUCUGCCAACUGGAAGAGGACUUUGAAUAAAUUUCCUAAUUAUAUUGGUU
Molecule: messenger RNA, 1427 nt
Organism: Electrophorus electricus (electric eel)
Lineage: Eukaryota; Metazoa; Chordata; Actinopteri; Gymnotiformes; Gymnotidae
Biological process (GO): regulation of gene expression
Cellular component (GO): nucleus
Source: RefSeq, a predicted model, not a curated record